AUGACAGGUCUUCUGAAACUAGGCUUCCUUACUCUACCACUAUGCUUACUUCCUUUAAUCGCUGUACAAGCUGCUUCUAAUACCGCUCGCAUUCUGAUUUACUCUGCCACUCGAGACUUUCGCCAUGAUUCCAUCCCUACCGCUAUCGACGCCCUGAAGGGGAAGGGCUCCUCUAUUAAUGUGUCUUUUGACAACACGGAAGAUCAAAGCCAGUUCACGGACGAUAAUCUUAAGCAGUAUGAUGCGGUUCUAUUCCUGGAUAAUACGGGAGAAGUUCUGGACGACGAAGGCAAGGCGGCGUUCCAAAGGUACCUGGACCUUGGGGGCAACUUCGUGGGCGUCCACUCUGCGUCGGACUGUUUACGGAAUACGACCUGGUAUGGUCGGGAAAUUGGGGCUUUCUUCGACUAUCACCCUGAACUAACGAACGCCACUAUCAAUGUGAUCGAUGGUUCGCAUCCCAGUACGAGCAUGCUUCCCGCUCAGUGGCACGUCCUGGACGAGAUGUAUAAUUUCAAAUCCGAUCCUCGCGCCGUAGGUGCUGUCGUCGCACUAUCCGCUGACGAAUCGAGCUAUUCAGACCCUGGCCCGCGGAACUAUGACCAGGGAAUGCCUCACCCUACAGCAUGGUACCAGGAGCACGGCGCGGGUGUGCAGAGCAAUGGCACCGCUGGACGGAGCUUCUACACAAGCUUGGGCCACUUGAACGAAACAUGGCGGGAUGAGCUCUUCCUUGCCCACGUCCUGGGGGGGAUCACCUGGACGCUGCAGGCCAAUACGACGCUGGCGUUCAACACGAGCGCCCAGGUCGGGAAUCCCGGUGCAUCGAGCACGUCUUCGUCGGUCUCUAGUGCUCCCACCGCGAGUCAGUCGGGGAAGACGUCGGGUUCACAAGCCCAAUUUGAAUCAUGGUUGAACGGGGGUAUUGUUCUGAGCCUACUUCUCACGAUAUUUUUCCUAUAAUAUGGUCUAUCCGUCUGGCAAUCCUUCUCGUACCCUACAUGCAGUCUAUUGAUUUGCUAAUAGUAUUUGCCAUUCGACAUCUGGAUCAGGCGGUUGACUACAGGAAACCCAAUAGAGCCUC
Molecule: messenger RNA, 1084 nt
Organism: Gloeophyllum trabeum ATCC 11539
Lineage: Eukaryota; Fungi; Basidiomycota; Agaricomycetes; Gloeophyllales; Gloeophyllaceae
Product: class I glutamine amidotransferase-like protein
Exons: 9
Coding region: 1-963 (320 amino acids)
Source: RefSeq, a predicted model, not a curated record